Messenger RNA from Durio zibethinus, 2318 nucleotides. Its product is annotated as pyrophosphate--fructose 6-phosphate 1-phosphotransferase subunit beta-like. The record is from RefSeq and is a predicted model, not a curated record. Gene Ontology annotation, cellular component: cytosol. NCBI's taxonomy places the organism in Eukaryota, Viridiplantae, Streptophyta, Magnoliopsida, Malvales, Malvaceae. Gene Ontology annotation, biological process: photosynthesis; response to glucose; glycolytic process. Gene Ontology annotation, molecular function: diphosphate-fructose-6-phosphate 1-phosphotransferase activity; 6-phosphofructokinase activity; ATP binding.
AAAGCACUCAUGCUUAUCUCCACUUUGCUCUGACUUACCGCCUGCCACCGUCUACUGGACCACGAAACUGCGUUCCUCAUUGUCGUUUUGCACGUUAAAUCCCCAAAAUACCAUGGAUUUCAAUCGGCAAACAGAUACGUUUCUGGGGCGGAGUCUCCCAAGCCCGGUUUAUAAACAACCUAAGAAGACAUUAUUACCCUUCUAGUUCCACUUAAAACCGACCGUGCCAGCUAGCUGUCGAUGAAUCUAAUAGAUUCACGCUCGGAGUCGGUUAGCGAGUCGUCUGGCAACUGAAAAGAGUGAGUUUGGUAUAACAACCAAGUCAAACACUAGUAAAAGAUAUGUCUCCUUCUUUGGUCACAAAUGGCGAUGUCGCCGCCGUUAUAACGGCUCCAGUGGCCGGACGUGUUGCCUCUGUUUACAGUGAAGUUCAAACGAGUCGUAUCGACCACUCUCUUCCUCUCCCUUCUGUUUUUAGAAAUCCCUUCAAAAUCGUCGAUGGGCCACCUAGCUCCGCCGCCGGCAACCCUGAUGAGAUUGCAAAGCUGUUUCCAAAUCUGUUCGGCCAACCAUCGGUAAUGUUGGUGCCUAACGGAGCUGAUAGUAUCCGAUCUGAUCAGAAGCUGAAGAUCGGCGUCGUUUUGUCUGGAGGACAGGCACCUGGAGGUCACAAUGUGAUUUCUGGAAUAUUUGAUUACUUGCAGGAUCGCGCGAAAGGUAGCAUUCUGUAUGGAUUUAGGGGAGGUCCUGCUGGGAUCAUGAAAUGCAAAUACGUAGAAUUGACUGCAGAUUAUAUUUACCCUUACAGAAAUCAGGGUGGCUUUGAUAUGAUCUGUAGUGGCAGAGACAAGAUUGAAACUCCUGAGCAGUUUAAGCAAGCUGAAGAAACAGUAAUGAAGCUUGAUUUGGAUGGGCUUCUUGUUAUUGGUGGGGAUGACUCAAACACAAAUGCAUGCCUUCUUGCUGAAAACUUCAGCAGGGGUAAAAAUUUGAAAACUCAAGUGAUUGGAUGCCCAAAAACCAUUGAUGGUGAUUUGAAAUGCAAAGAGGUUCCAACAAGUUUUGGAUUCGAUACUGCUUGCAAGAUAUAUGCUGAAAUGAUUGGAAACGUCAUGAUUGAUGCACGAUCUACUGGAAAAUAUUAUCAUUUUGUAAGGCUCAUGGGGCGUGCAGCUUCGCACAUUACUUUGGAGUGUGCUUUGCAGACGCACCCCAACAUUACCAUUAUUGGAGAAGAGGUUGCAGCCAAGAAGCUGACACUUAAAAAUGUCACAGACUACAUGGUUGAUAUCAUUUGCAAGCGUGCUGAACUUGGUUACAACUAUGGUGUUAUUCUCAUUCCUGAAGGUCUCAUUGACUUCAUUCCUGAGGUCCAGCAGCUUAUUGCUGAACUGAAUGAAAUUCUGGCUCAUGAUAUUGUUGAUGAAAAUGGACUAUGGAAAAAGAAACUUACUGAUCAGUCUCGAAAGCUUUUUGAGUUCUUACCUCAAGCAAUUCAAGAACAAUUGAUGCUUGAAAGAGAUCCACAUGGAAAUGUUCAGGUUGCCAAAAUAGAAACAGAGAAAAUGCUCAUUCAAAUGGUUGAAACAGAAUUGGAGAAGAGGAAGCAGGAGGGCUCUUAUAGAGGCCGUUUUAAAGGACAGUCUCAUUUUUUUGGAUAUGAAGGAAGAUGUGGCUUGCCAACUGACUUUGAUGCCUGCUACUGCUAUGCCUUGGGCUAUGGUGCUGGAGCUCUCCUCCACAGUGGAAAAACUGGGUUGAUAUCAUCGGUAGGAAAUUUGUGUGCCCCGGUUGAAGAAUGGACUGUUGGAGGGACUGCUCUGACAUCAUUAAUGGACGUGGAGAGGAGACAUGGUAAAUUCAAGCCUGUUAUCAAGAAGGCAAUGGUAGAAUUGGAAGGUGCACCAUUCAAGAAAUUUGCUUCCAUGCGGGAGCAGUGGGCCCUUAAGAAUCACUAUCUUAGUCCUGGUCCUAUUCAAUUUGUUGGGCCAGCUUCCAAUGCAGUUAACCAUACCCUGCUGCUCGAACUUGGUGCUCAAGCUUAGAGCUAUUGAUUAAAAUUACUGCUUUCACAGAAGUUCAGAUGUUACUGCUUUCACAGAAGCUCAGAUGUCUAGAGUUAGCAAGGCAAGCUUAAAAAUAUGUUUUGCUUGUGAAGGUCUUGUUUCUUUUUUGAAGAAAUUUGAAAUUUAAACCUUGAGGUUUUGGGAGAAUGAAAUUAGCGAUGUGUGGAUUUCGAAGCUCUAAGAACCAAUUACAUGUUGCAUCAUGGACUUGUAAAUGGAGUUUGAACUGUUGCAGUUGCCCUUUGUUUUUUA